UCGGUUCAGUGGCGACGAGGGAGCAAUCUUGGUGGAGAGAGUUAUGGACCAUAGGAAGGAGAAGCGAGUUAGGUCAGUGGGAUUUGACGAGUUAGUCGAAGACGUGCGUAAAGUUUGGAAGAAACACAAGGAUAAUGUGAGCAGAGGGUCGUCCAAAUUUGACCGAAUCGGAAGAGGAAGAAGUCGAAAACGUGAUGGCGGUGAGGUUUUGAAGCGACUUACUCAAAGAGACAUGUCUACGCCUAAGAAAGGCAUUAAGUCUUGUGGAACCAGGAAGUACAGGAAGUAUGGGGGUUUGUGGUGUCAUCAUUGUAAGAACGUAGCGAGUGAGAUUCAUAUUAUCUUUUGUUCAAAAUGUAGCAAGAAGUAUUGCAAUAGGUGCAUCAAGAGACAUUAUCCAGAAAGAACGGAUGAGGAGAUUAGAGCUGCCUGUCCAUUCUGUAUGAAGUAUUGCAAUUGCAAACCUUGUUUGCGGGUGCCUUUGGUGGUGAAGCCUCCAAGUGAAAGAGACGCGGAAGUCAAGUUCAAGCAGCUGCAAUACCUAUUAGUAAAGCUUCUUCCAGUUCUUAAGGAUAUAUACGCAGAGCAGAACCGUGAGCUGGAGAUUGAAACAACAGUUAAAGGAAUAUCUGUGACGGAAUCUGAUAUUACUAGGUGCAAACUUUACCCAAGUGACCGCAUAUUCUGUGAUCUCUGCCGCACGUCCAUUGCCAAUUUUCACAGAAGCUGUCCGAACCCAGACUGUUCAUGCGAUGUAUGUCUUUCUUGCUGCAAGGAACUAAGAGAGCGCUUCCACGAUCCAGAGAGAGAUGGAAAGAAAAUUGCACAAGGGACGGGAUAUGAAUGGGGAACUCAAGCAGGUCAAGGAAAAGAUUCGAAAUCCUAUGUUUCUUUGAAUUUCUCUAACUGGAAGCAUAACUCAGACAGUAGCAUUCCAUGCCCUCCAAGAGAGUAUGGUGGUUGUGGUGCUUCAACACUGGAGUUGACUCGCUUAUGCAAAACUGAUAGGGUUAAAAAAUUGAUAACAGUUGCAGAGGAAGUUACUCUGCAGUUUAGGCCACCAGAUGUGAGUAUUUCUCAUGAAUGCUCCUCAUGCACUAUCACUGCUGAUUCUAUUAGAAGGCAGGCGGCGUCUAGGAAGAAUGCUCUUGAUAACUUCUUAUACUCACCAAAUGCUGUUGAUCUCGCUGAAGAGGAUAUAGCUCAUUUUCAGUCGCAUUGGAUGAGGGGAGAACCUGUGAUAGUCAGAAAUGUUCUCGAGAAGACAUCUGGAUUGAGUUGGGAACCAAUGGUUAUGUGGAGGGCUUGUAGGGACAUGAAUUCAAAGGUUGACUGUAAAGAAGAGACGAAAAGAGUGAAAGCUCUGGAUUGCUUGGACUGGUCUGAGGUUGAAACUGAUAUUCAUCAGUUCUUUAAAGGCUACUUAAAAGGCCGCAUGCAUCCGAAUGGUUGGCCACAAAUGUUGAAAUUGAAGGAUUGGCCUCCCUCAACUCUAUUUGAAAAGCGCCUUCCAAGGCAUAAUGCUGAGUUUAUUGCUGCAUUGCCUUUCUUUGAUUACACUGAUCCUAAGUAUGGUAUCCUAAAUCUCGCAACAAGACUUCCAGAAAUAUCCUGGAAGCCAUAUCUUGGACCCAAGGCAGACAUUGCAUACGGUUUCCAUGAAGAGCUUGAUGGAGGAGAUUCUGUGACAAAGCUACAUUGUGAUAUAUCUGACACGGUCAAUGUGCUGACACAUACAACUAAAGUUGAAAUACCUCCCCAUAGACACCAAAACAGAGAAGCACUACUGAGAAGAUAUAAACGAUCUGGUGAUCAAGGGACAGGGGCUAGUGAUCUUGGAAACAAGUCACUGAAAGAAAUAAAUGAAGACAAACAGGGUUUAAAGGACAAGGCAGCUGAUGGAGAGCAAUCAAAUAACAGUUCAAGACUUUUGGGCUCACACGAAGUUGAUAAAAUAUCUGUUUCGAAUGGUGAUUGUACUACCAACGAAAGAGCUGAUACUAUGGAAGGGUCUUCUAGUUUAUAUUCUUGCACUAGUGCUAUGGAUUCAGGUCAUGAUCCACAGGCGCAUGUGGCUUUAAUUCCUCCGAAGAAUGUGUCACUGACAAACGAAUCAAUCGCUGACAAGAAUCAUAAUGACAUUGACAUAUCUCCAUCAUACCAAAGAGAAGAUGAUCACUCCGUGGAAAAUGGACUAAUAAUGCCAACACUUCCUUCCAUUGCCGACGAGAAUCAGUAUGGCAUCUGUUUGAAGAGAGAGAGAUUAUCUCCAAACUACCAAAGAGAAGAUGAUUCCUCUGUGGAGAGUACUGGACUAAUGAUGCCAACGCUUCCUUCAACUCCUCCGUGGGAGUAUACAGAGGAGAAUCUCCCACAACCUGAUUUGUGUACAAGUGAAAUACCUAUUAUACAAGAGAGGUUAAAGUAUACAGAGGAGAAUCUCCCACAACCUGAUUUGUGUACAAGUGAAAUACCUAUUAUACAAGAGAGGUUAAAGUAUGGGCAUGGUGGUGCUGUUUGGGAUAUCUUUCGGAGAGAGGAUGUUCCAAAACUUAUUCAGUAUCUAAAAAGGCACACGCAUGAGUUUCGUCACUUCAAUAACCAACCUGUGAAUACUGUAGAUCACCCAAUUCAUGACCAGACUAUGUUCUUGAGCGAAAGUCAGAAGAAACAGCUGAAGGAGGAAUACGAUAUAGAGCCAUGGACCUUUGAGCAACACCUCGGCGAAGCUGUUUUCAUACCUGCAGGUUGUCCUUACCAAGUGAGGAAUAGACAGGCAAGAAAUUGCAUAACUUUUUGUUCAUCCGCAUCCGCAUCAUGCACUUUGUAA
Camelina sativa (false flax) is the source of this 2830-nucleotide messenger RNA. Its product is annotated as lysine-specific demethylase JMJ27-like. Gene Ontology annotation, cellular component: histone deacetylase complex; chromatin. Gene Ontology annotation, biological process: regulation of transcription by RNA polymerase II. The record is from RefSeq and is a predicted model, not a curated record. NCBI's taxonomy places the organism in Eukaryota, Viridiplantae, Streptophyta, Magnoliopsida, Brassicales, Brassicaceae. Gene Ontology annotation, molecular function: transcription coregulator activity; chromatin DNA binding; histone H3K9 demethylase activity.